Messenger RNA from Zea mays, 1840 nucleotides. RefSeq names its product serine carboxypeptidase-like 7. Lineage: Eukaryota; Viridiplantae; Streptophyta; Magnoliopsida; Poales; Poaceae. Gene Ontology annotation, biological process: secondary metabolic process; proteolysis. Gene Ontology annotation, molecular function: serine-type carboxypeptidase activity; acyltransferase activity, transferring groups other than amino-acyl groups. The coding region runs from base 87 to 1553 and encodes 488 amino acids. The record is from RefSeq and is a predicted model, not a curated record. The transcript has 14 exons.
AGCCCGAUCGCGCUGCGCGCACAAGUGGACUGACUACUGAGCAAGCAACCAAGUUCCAACCAUACAUCGCGCGCGCGCGCGGCCGAAUGCAGUCGACGGCGGCCAUGCGGAGCGGCGGCGGCGGCAAUAAGCGCAGCCUGCUGCUGCUGCUGUCGGCGUGGUGGCUACUCCUCGGCAGCCUCGUCGCCCAGCUCCCGGCGGCCCGCGGCGGCAGCGGCCACGUCGUCACGCGCAUGCCCGGGUUCGACGGGCCCCUCCCGUUCCACCUCGAGACAGGGUACGUGGAGGUGGACGAGCAGCUCGGCGUGCAGCUCUUCUACUACUUCGUGCGGUCGGAGAAGGACGACCCCGGCGAGGACCCGCUGCUGCUGUGGCUGUCCGGCGGCCCUGGCUGCUCCGGCCUCUCCGGCCUCGCCUACGAGAUAGGGCCCUUCCAUUUUGAUGCUCGAGGGUACAGGGGCGGGUUUCCUACCCUUCUCUACCGACCCGAGACGUGGACCAAGGUGAGCAACAUCAUAUUUAUGGAUUCUCCGGUGGGGACUGGGUUCUCGUACGCCACGUCGGAUGAGGGGCUCAAGUCCAGUGACACUCAGGCUGUCAGGCAGCUAGCCAUUUUUCUCAGAAAGUGGCUUGAAGAGCAUCCCGAGUUCCUGCCGAACCCGCUCUACAUCGGUGGAGAUUCAUACGGCGGCAUGAUUGUUCCUGCUCUUGCACUACAAAUACACACAAGUACAGAACUCGGUGAAAACCCAUCCUUCAACCUCAAGGGCUACGUUACUGGCAACCCGGUGACGGAUAGCCAGUUCGACACGGACGGCGUGGUUCCGUUCCUUCACGGCAUGGGACUGAUACCAUACGAGUUUUAUGAGAACGCUCGCGAGAUGUGUGGUGGAAAGUACAGUGAUGCAGCCAGUGUUGCGUGCGCGGAGGUCACCCGAGCUAUAGCCAACAUCACGUCGGCUGUCAACCGGGAACACGUCCUGGAGCCUGCUUGCCCGGACGACGACGACGACGAGCUGUUCGGCCCCAAAACUACCAUGGCGGAGACAGAUGGCGGCACGAGUCGUAGGCUGAUGCUGCAGUCGGCAGACUAUUUCCUGCCAGCUGGGUUCAAAUGUAGAAGAGCUUCGUACGUCCUAUCCCGCGUCUGGGCAAACGACGAAACGGUUCAGGAGAGCCUCGGUGUCCGCAAGGGGACAAUCGGAGCGUGGAAACGAUGCAACCAGGACAUACUUUACAACCAGAACGUCCAAAGUGUAGUGCCGUACCAUUCGAGGCUAGCCGCGAAAGGGUACAGGGCGCUGAUAUACAGCGGCGAUCACGAUCGUAUCGUACCCUUCGUUGGCACACAAGCAUGGAUUAGGUAUCUCAACUUGACCGUUGUAGAUGACUGGCGACCAUGGUAUGUUGGUGGCCAAGUUGCCGGAUUCACAAGGAACUCAGGCAACCUAAUAUAUGCAACUGUGAAGGGCGCUGGGCAUACUGCACCGGAGUACAAGCCCACGGAGUGCCAAACGAUGUUUAGGAAAUGGGUUUCACGGGAUCCUCUCUGAUAUUACGUCGUCUGAGAGAAUUACGUACGUGUCGCUCCUAUGAGUGUAGGCCGGACGUACGUGGUAUGCCCUACUGCAGGCCGGAGAUCAAAAUAAAGGAGAUUUUCCAUUUUCAUGUAGAAAAAAUGAGUGUCCAUGGUGUCUACUUGUUCCCUGUAUUAAAAAUAAAUGCAAUUUUUAUACUGCAUGUAGCCACUCUGUCGGAGAAGAAAUCUCCCCGGCCAGGUGGCGGAUUGCACCCGCCCUAGAUCCUAAAAAGAGGAGGGGUCUAAACGUUUUGUUUGUUA